AACUCAAGAACCUCAAACUAUCAGUCCAUAUCUAGCAACCUAAUUAAAUCGUUCCCAAAUUUGUCCUAAGGCAAAUCAAUGGCAUCUGGUGUUUUGAACGUCCUCCUCGCGUUUGUUUUCCUCAUUUCUGCAACGACAGUCCUCUCCACUUCACUAAGAUACGAUUACUAUGCAAACGGUUGCCCCGCAGCUUUGCCUACUAUAAAACGUGUAGUCGAGGAUGCUGUGCAGAAGGAGCGCCGAAUGGGUGGCUCCAUCCUCCGCUUACAUUUUCACGACUGUUUCGUAAAUGGUUGUGAUGCCUCCAUUCUCCUCGAUGAAUCCACUCCCAGUAGCAAAAGAAAUGCCGGACCUAAUGUGAGAUCUGUGAGAGGAUUUGAAGUGAUUGACCAGAUUAAGAAGGAGGUGGACAAAGUUUGCGGCCGCUCCGUGGUCUCUUGUGCAGACAUCUUGGCUGUUGCAGCUAGGGAUUCGGUCGUCGCACUUGGAGGGCCAUGGUGGCAAGUGCCCCUCGGCAGAAGGGACUCGACAAGAGCGUACUUAGACAUAGCCAACAACGACAUUCCUCGGCCGAACAUGGACCUCCCACAACUGAUAAACUCCUUCAACAAGCAAGGGCUCAAUGUUAAGGACCUCGUUGCUCUCUCCGGUGGCCAUGCCCUAGGGUUUGCUCAGUGCUUUGUUUUCAGGAACAGGGUCUACAAUGAAUCCAACAUCGACCCCAAGUUCGCAGAUCAGCUUAAGAAUAUCUGCCCAAGAACUGCUGGGAAUGGGGACACGAACCUAGCCGGGCUGGACUCCACCCCAGUCUGUUUUGACGUGUCAUACUUUGCUAACUUGCUGAAUCACAAGGGGCUUCUGCACUCCGAUCAGGCAUUGUUUGGCGGUGUCUCGACUGAUCAACUAGUGAAAAACUACAAGUACAACCCGAAAUUAUUCUGGGCAGAUUUUGCUAAGUCGAUGGUCAAGAUGGGAAAUAUAAAGCCACUGACCGGGAAGCAGGGUGAAAUUCGCUCGAUAUGCAGUAAGCUUAAUUAAUUAUAUUGAGAUGGCUGUCUAUCGAAUUGAUUGAGAUCAGCUGUUUCGCUUUUUGGGAUAAUGUUCAAGUUGUGGUAUGUUAUGUGCAAGUCUCAAUGUCAGUCUUAUAGCUCUUUUUUUUUUUUUGAGGUCCACUUAUAGCCUCCUGUUGAUGUGGCCAAAAAAAUUAUUUUUGUAUGUUACCGGAAAAAUAGACAUUAUUUGUAUAAACCACGAGGAAUUUUUUCGGUUAGUCAGUCUCAGUCAUCCAAAAGUGUAUACUUUACUUCAGUCAAUCAGUAAAAUUACGUAUUUAUUUUGAUCUAGUCUGGCUUA
Punica granatum (pomegranate) is the source of this 1353-nucleotide messenger RNA. The record is from RefSeq and is a predicted model, not a curated record. NCBI's taxonomy places the organism in Eukaryota, Viridiplantae, Streptophyta, Magnoliopsida, Myrtales, Lythraceae.